AAACUGACUCACUACUCCCACGCAAAGUAGCAAAUAAAUCAGAACACGAGGAAAUUCUACUCAACCUUCACUUAAAGAAAAGGAGUAAGAACAUCAAUGGCGAAGCAACAAAAUCUAUGUCUAAUUGUACUACAAUUAGCGGCGGUGAUUAUUCUAUUAUCAUGCGCACAAAUUGCAGACUGCUUGAAAAAACCAGAAUCCGUUGCUAGAAAAGAAGACAUACCAUAUAUAAAGUGUCAAGUAUGUGAGAAACUUGCUUCAGAAUUGUAUCUUCAAGUUCAGAAAAAAGAAGCUCAGAUCUCACCUAAAAAGAUCACAGAGUAUCAGAUUAUUGAAAUGGUUGAGAAUAUAUGCAAUUUGAAGAAGGAAGAAGCUGAUUGGAUUUUGAAAAUCGACAUUGUUGAGCAAGGAGAUAAGUUGGAGCUUGUUGAACAAGAUGUUGAAGGGCAAUGCAACUCAAAGUGCAAGACAAUAGAACGGGCUUGUCAGGAGGUUGUUGGGUUUUCUGACACUGAUAUUGCUGAAUAUAUAUAUGCUCGGAGACCUCAGCUUGAAUCUUUAGUGAAAUAUUUGUGCAAGGACUUCACAGAAGUAUGUAAUAAGAAGCCACCUCCAGUGCCAAAGGAUAGAGUUCCAGGGGAACCAUUUGUCCCUAAACCAGACAAAGAAGCUGAAAUGGAAAAAAUGUUGAGAUCCAUGGAGGGUCUCCCAGGUGCACCAGGAAUGAAAAUGUACUCCCGGGAAGAAUUGAUGAACUCGAAAAACUUUGGCGAUGAGGAUGCCGAUGAGGAUGAUGAUGAAGAUAGCGAUGAAGAUGCGAAUUUCCGAUCAAAUUUGGGAAAAGCUUUCAGAGAGAAGGCGGAGAAAAAGGCCGACUGGAACGAGAAAGUCGUUAAACGUAUAACAGACGCUGGGAAGACUCUUAAGACACAUGCGAACAAAGUCUCUCACCGGCUAAGAAACUGGUGGAGAUCAAAAACAAGUGCAGGGUCUAAGAAGAAAUCAGCAGUCAACAAGGCAGAACUUUAGGAGUUUGCUGAUGCAUUAGAGUUACAAAGAGUUCUUCCUUGUUAUAAUUUUGUAUUAAUGCUUUUCUUCUCAUUUCUUUGUAGUUUCAGGCGAAGGAUUCUAUUGGUUAGGACACUUAGAAUUUUGGAGAUUUCACUUUUGCUUGGUGAGUGUUAGAAAUCAUUGAACAAAUGUUAUAAGCAGAGAGUGCCCUUCAGUAGGAUUAUAUCAUAAAUUAGGUCAUCCUUGUAUAAUUGACUCUUUCUGUGGAAUGAAAAAAAGAUACUUAAACCUCGGUUAAA
Molecule: messenger RNA, 1310 nt
Organism: Beta vulgaris subsp. vulgaris (sugar beet)
Lineage: Eukaryota; Viridiplantae; Streptophyta; Magnoliopsida; Caryophyllales; Amaranthaceae
Exons: 7
Coding region: 97-1029 (310 amino acids)
Source: RefSeq, a predicted model, not a curated record